CUCUCAAGGAUUAAUUGAUUUUGUAUUUCCAGAACUACAAAUACGAUAUCAAAAUGCUGCAUAUUUAAUUAAGAGAGCAAUUCUUGCUCCAAAGAAUGAAGAGGUCGACACACUUAACUCAGAAGUACUUUUUCAAUUUUCUGGUGAAGAAACAACAUAUUAUA
This is a messenger RNA of Cetraspora pellucida, 164 nucleotides long. The record is from the annotation of a GenBank genome assembly. Lineage: Eukaryota; Fungi; Glomeromycota; Glomeromycetes; Diversisporales; Gigasporaceae.